AUGGAUUACUUUGAUGGGAAUGGAGGAAAUCGUGUCUGCCUGAGACUGACUUUCACCCCUGUGGCAGAUGAAGAGGUGGAAGUGGGAACAGGACAACUGACCACUGACAACUGGAUACCACCAACUCACCACUACCAACUGGCCACCAGACACUUCUACACUGCCAACUUGCCACCAGGACAACUGCUCGCUGGACAGUACAUGGCAUUCAUCCAGUACCACAAACAGAACCACCUUCAACUCCAUGAACAGAACCCUGGGGAGCAGAUGGCUCUGCUCACAGUGCUCCGACUUUUACAAGGAAACUGCAUAUAUAAUGGGGAGUGUACGUUCACUGCUCAUAUUUGCAACCAGAUUAAGGAUGAAGAGGAUGAACAUGUAAGGAUGGAGAGCAGAACAAUCCUUCCAACAAUCUAUGAGGAUGCAGUCAGAGACCUGCUUCAGCACCUAGACACUCAAAAUUCUAUGGGACCAGGUGGGAUUCACCUGAGGGUACUGAGAGAGCUGGCAAAGGAGAUCACCAAGUUUCUCUCUAUCUUCUACCAACAGUCCUGGAUAACAGGGGAGGUCCCAGAUGACUGGAGACUUGCCAGUGUGACGCCCACCUACAAGAAGGACCCAAAGAAGGAUCCUGUGAACUACAGGCCUGUCCGCCUGACCUCAGUACCAGGGAAAAACAUGGAGAGACUCAUCUUGAGUGCACUCACAUGGCAAAUGCAGGACAGCCGUGGGAUCAGGCCCAGCAAGCAUGGAUUCAGGAAAGGCAGAUCCUGCUUGACUAACCUGAUCUCCUUCUAUGAUCGGGUGACCCGCCUGGUGGAUGAGGGAAGAGCUUUGGAUGUCGUCUGUCUGGGCUUUGGAAAGGCCUUUGUCACUGUCUCUCACAGCAUCCUCCUAGAGAAGCUGGUGGCUCAUGGCAUAGACAGGAACUUCUAUUACAUCACGAUGCUGAGGGAUCCUGUGUCACGCUACUUGAGUGAGUGGAAACAUGUCCAGAGGGGUGCGACGUGGAAAACUUCCCUUCAUAUGUGCGAUGGAAGAAGCCCAACACCAGACGAGCUGCCCACCUGUUACGAAGGAGACGACUGGUCUGGAGUCAGUUUGCAGGAAUUCAUGGAUUGUACCUACAACUUGGCCAACAACCGCCAGGUGCGCAUGCUGGCAGACCUCAGCCUGGUGGGAUGCUACAACUUGACUUCUAUGAAUGAGAGUGAAAGAAAUACGAUUCUUCUCCAAAGCGCCAAGAACAAUCUGAAAAACAUGGCCUUCUUUGGGCUCACAGAGUUUCAGAGGAAAACCCAGUAUCUCUUUGAGAGGACCUUCAACCUGAAGUUCAUUUCCCCAUUCACCCAGCUCAACGUGACGCGGGCCUCCAACGUGGACAUUGAUGAGGAUGUGAGGCAGAGGAUAGAGGAGCUGAAUUUCUUGGAUGUGCAGCUGUACGAAUACGCCAAGGACCUGUUCCUGCAGCGCUUCCAGUACUCCAAGCAAGAGGAGCAUCAGCAGAACCGUUUAAAGAGGCGAGAGGAGCGGCGGCUGCUGCGGGAGCAGAGAGCUCACCAGUGGCCCCGGGAAGAGGCAGCAGAAGUAGCUGUCACUGAAGAUUAUAACAGUCAGGUUGCAAGGUGGUGAUGCUCCUCCAUCUUGACUAACCAAUGAGAGGAUCAGAGAGUUUGUGCCACUUGGCAACUUGGGACAUAGCCAAGGAGGGCUUACUGCUUUAGUAAAUGAGACCAUGUCUGAAAACUGCUCCUCCUUGUCUCUGUUUUUCUUGUUUUCUGCCAGUGAGGAGAAUGUAUUUUUUUCUCAGUAGGCUUUGGUUAGUGUUAUUAAAUGGCAGUAGAAUAGAUUCCUGUCCGAAAAGACUUCCUUCAAAGCCCUAAGCUAUGAGGAUGUGUUGAAGAG
Chaetura pelagica (chimney swift) is the source of this 1905-nucleotide messenger RNA. It is a transcript of the gene HS6ST3, whose product is annotated as heparan sulfate 6-O-sulfotransferase 3. NCBI's taxonomy places the organism in Eukaryota, Metazoa, Chordata, Aves, Apodiformes, Apodidae. Gene Ontology annotation, cellular component: membrane. The transcript is spliced from 4 exons. The record is from RefSeq and is a predicted model, not a curated record. Bases 1 to 1632 code for a protein of 543 amino acids. Gene Ontology annotation, molecular function: heparan sulfate 6-sulfotransferase activity.